Messenger RNA from Ectocarpus sp. CCAP 1310/34, 708 nucleotides. Lineage: Eukaryota; Phaeophyceae; Ectocarpales; Ectocarpaceae. The record is from the annotation of a GenBank genome assembly.
AUGGAAGGCGACCGUGAUGACGGCAGCUGUAACGGAAGCUUGCCAGGGUGGGAUGGAGAGGAGCUGCAGUACAUAGACGGUUGGGCCACGAAUUGGGCGGGUGAUUCGCCGAAAGACCCUGAAAAAGAAGCGGCGGCUGCGGUCGGGACCAUCAUGAUGGCUGACACCAUGAGCGCCAAGGAGAAGCAGGCGCGGAGGAAUUUCUACGCUAACUUCACUGAACGAGCACUCGCGAAAUGUGGAGACUACAGCGGAGAGAAGAACAUCAUCGAGCAGGAUGGUGUUGACCGGGUCGAGCACGAGCACAUUCUCGCAUGGCGUGCGUGGGUCGAUCUGCGACACCGAGUGCCCAAGGCAUCAGCGCGUUUGUUCUGCUGUCCGUGGGCUGGAGGCAACAGCCUCAUGUUUGAACGCUGGUCAGAAGAACUGCCUGGAGUGGAAGUUGUGCCCCUUCUACUGCCGGGAAGACUCACACGUGCGAGAGAGGAUGCCAUGACAAACUUGUCGGAUAUCGUGACGAUGGUGGUUGAGGCGAUCUGUGGGCUUCAUCUUCUAACACACGAGGACAUCCCGUAUUUUAUAUAUGGGCACGAAUUCGGAGCACUUGUCGCAUUCGAGACAUGUCGGAGGGUGCAAGACGAAUUCCCCGUGAAAGCCCUUAUCGUAUCAAGCAUGAGCUGCCCUCAGGUGGAUGACCUUCUUUUGUGA